Messenger RNA from Schistosoma intercalatum, 880 nucleotides. Lineage: Eukaryota; Metazoa; Platyhelminthes; Trematoda; Strigeidida; Schistosomatidae. The record is from the annotation of a GenBank genome assembly.
AUUAGUAUUAUUAUCAUUAUUACUACUAUUAUUAUUACUAUUAUUUCAAGUAUUAUUUGUUCUAUGCAACUAAAUGAUUAGUCCAGUCUAUUUAUUUAAGAUAAAAAGAUUUAAACAACUGUUUGUGAUUACUAGUUGAACUAUUAUAGAUAGAUAGAUACUUGGAGUUCCUGAGUAAACAUACUGCUGAGAUAAUGUUCGCUAAAAUCUUUCUCCUAAUAUCUUUACUUGGUUUGAAGAAUACAGUUUACGGAGAACCUGUUGAGAGUCCUGUAAAUGAUUUCGAACAAUUGGAAUGUCAAUUAAUUUGUGAAACUUGUGUUAUGAAUGUUCGUGGUAUUCGAUGGUUACUUUUGCAAAGUUAUACACGAAAGAUUGCAGCUGAACUAUUAUCUGUAAUGUGUAAUUUUCUUCCAUAUAAACAACCUCGUGCUCAAUGUAAACGUUUCUUCAAAGGACCAUUUGAAGGGAUGGUUCAUGAUUUUGUUGUAAACAUGAGUGUUUAUGAACCAUGUCAAUAUCUUGGACUUUGUGAAACAGUUCAACAAGAAUUGAUGACAAGCCUAGAUGAUUCAUUCUAUAACAAUCUGCUGAUGAAAACACUAAGCAUAUUGAAAGAAGAUAUAGAGUCAAUUAUUACACCGGAGUUUAUUGAACAAUCAGCUAUAAAACUUUGUUCUUCUGACAAAAAGUGUAUAAAAGCUUUCGAGAAAUCUGCUGUCGGUCUCAUCAAAGUUAUUUAUAAAAAUUCAAAAGGUGAAUGGUUUUCAGACGAUUUUUAAAACUAGGUUAACCGUUUUUCACUUCAGUUAGUAUUCAUCAUUAUGUUUAAACUGUUCGGGGACAUUUCUUUGGAUAAGUAAAUAAAUAUUUAAUUCGU